Arachis stenosperma is the source of this 1913-nucleotide messenger RNA. Its product is annotated as transcription initiation factor TFIID subunit 13-like. The record is from RefSeq and is a predicted model, not a curated record. Gene Ontology annotation, molecular function: protein heterodimerization activity. NCBI's taxonomy places the organism in Eukaryota, Viridiplantae, Streptophyta, Magnoliopsida, Fabales, Fabaceae. The transcript has 8 exons. The coding region runs from base 1194 to 1601 and encodes 135 amino acids. Gene Ontology annotation, biological process: transcription by RNA polymerase II.
CCCAUUCCCCCUUCUCCAACUCCUUCCUUCAGCAAAGAGCAAAUUGCCCUAGCCUCCACCAAAGAAAGCAACCCUAGCCUCCACCAAUAGUUGUCGCCGUCUGUCGGAGUGAGAGACUGCUGCCGCCGUCCAUCGCAUUCAAGAACUUCUGUCUUCGUGCUCUCGGGCCUCUCGCCGGAUCCUCCACGUUGGGUGCUCGCAUCUCGCCGUUCUCCUCUGUGCUCGGCUGCUCGCGCCUCCCUCCGCCAUUGAGUGCUCGAGCUGUGCGUGUUGGUUGCUGCUUGUCGUCCGUCGUUAUCUCUGCUCGAUUCUGCCUCCCAGUCUCACUCGAGUCUUGUCUCAGUCACUGGCAUCUCGUGGUUCGUCUGUCUCGUUGCCGGCGGCAGAAGCAACUCGUGGGGUUGUCUCUUGCUUCGUCGCCUUCCGUCGGGUGGUCGCCGACUCGCUGUCGACCGUUGGUUUGGGUAAAGUGGGGAUAGAGACGCCAGUUCAUUCCCUAGAACAAGCUAGGUGCAAGAUUUACACUUUAUUAUUCCUGACUAUUUCUUUUGAGUGGAGCAGUGAUACACACCCGCUUUCUUAUCAGCAGGCUAAGGGAGGGGGACUUGCGUUUUGAAAGGUGAUCUGUCUGAACGUUUUUCUUUUUUUCAUUAACCUGUUUUCCUUUUGUGUACGUAAACAAUAGUAUAGUAUAGCAUCGGGAUUUAGGAAUAUAGUUUGGGGAUAAAAGCAAUAAUAGAUGCAGCAUACAGGUAAGAGGUUCAAUAAAUAGUUACGAAAGUGGUUAUGAAGUUAGGUAUUUGUGGUUAAGGCUUAAGGAAAGGUUCGUUACAAUUUAAUAAGUUUUAUGCCAACCGUCGCCCAAUUCAGCCUAACCAACAAAUGGUUGUGAAGUGUUUGAACUAGAAUCAGUAAAAUCAUCAUAAAAUAAAUUAAAGGCUACAGGUAAAAAACAUCAUUAAUUCAUUAUCCUACUAAUGUGAGCCAUCCGUUUCACCUGGGCCGAAGUUGGAUUUAUAAAAAAACUGGACUUCUAGGUGCUAGCCCAGUAAUCCCAAGAAUAUCAGAAGCCCAAACAUAAAAUCUAGGCCCAAAAUGUCACACACACACACAAAAAAGAAAAACCGGCUUGUGAAGUGGAAAGAAAGAAACUCAUCGUCCUUCAUUCCUUCUUCUUCUUCUUGUGCGGAAGAAUGAGCAGUUACGGUGGUGGAAGCUCGUCGAAACCAAGAAUUGCUUCUUCUCAACCUUUCGAAACUUCUUCAAAGCGCAAAAGAGGAGUUUUCCAAAAAGAACUGCAGCAUAUGAUGUACGGCUUUGGAGAUGAUCCCAAUCCUCUUCCUGAAAGUGUGGCGCUUAUGGAGGAUAUUAUUGUGGAAUAUGUCACGGAAUUGGUACAUAAAGCUCAAGAUAUUGGAUCACAGAGAGGGAAACUAUCAGUUGAGGAUUUCCUUUAUUUGAUUCGCAAGGAUUUGCCAAAACUUAAUCGAUGUACAGAAUUGUUGUCUAUGAAUGAAGAGCUGAAACAGGCAAGAAAGGUUUUCGAAUCAGAUGAAGAGAAAUUGAGGAAGGUUUUUGAAGUGGACGAACCAGUUGAAUGAUGAAUGAGAAAAAGAUCAUUGAAUUGUACCGAAUACACCAUUCCUGUUCUGACAUCUCUAGAUCAAAUUUUUGGAAUUUGAGUAUGUCUUACAUUUGAAAAUAGCCAACCUAGAUAUUUAAAUAGUUGAAUUGUAACUUCCUAAUAUAUUUGUUCUCCUAUUUAUUGUGUCCAUGAUCUUGUGAUUAGAAGAAAAUAAUUUUUAACACCCUAGAGUAACUAUCUUAAACCAAAAAGAAAUUAUUUGGUCUUAGCAGGAUAUUUUUUUGUUAUGAUGUAUAUUGUAUUCUUAAUGUAGUUGAACAGAGAAUUA